GUCACAACUGCAAGACUAUAAGAUGAAGAGAGAGUGUAGCCAGUUUCGUCAUGAAUUUUUAUAAAUUGUGUAUAGUCGCAUGUUCCUGCUUCUGUUUCACGCUCAGUCGUGAAACAGUAGACGUAAGAGUGUAUUCAAAGUUAACAGAAGGAUAUAAGACCUUCCGAAUUCCUUGCCUGGCUCGUUCUGCGAAUGGAACGCUCCUAGCUUUUGCUGAAGGACGUGUGCCAUUGGACAGACCUCCCGUUGGGAAUAUGUCAACGUGCUACGGUGCUGAAGCCUCUCUUGCGGACGGCCACUGUGUCGACAAGGACAUUGUUGUCAAAAGAAGUUAUGACGGUGGGAUGUCAUGGAGUGGCCCGGAUGUGCUCACUAAAACUAAUAAGACAUACUUUUAUUCAAACGUCAAUACUGCUCUUGAUGCUCAGGGACGGAUUUAUUUGAUUUAUUCGAGAUGCUCUGUUGAUGACUACUAUGGCAACUGUGUGGAUGUCAUUCAGCUGUCGGACAACAAUGGAGAGUCAUUCACCUCUCCAGUCUAUUUGUCGCAUCACGGAAGGAUCGGUGGACCAACUGGUGGCUGGGUAGUUCGAUAUGCAAUCGGAAAACCAUUUCAAGGCAGAAUUAUAGUGCCUAAACAAGGAACGUUAACAACAGUUUUAUAUUCAGAUGACAGAGGUUUGACCUGGAAAUAUGUUCCAGGGAUAUCGAAUGAUCAGUUGACCGGUGAAGCUGCUAUUGCUGAAGUAUCUGAUGGCUCUCUUGUUGCGGUCAUGAGGUAUGGCUAUAUGCCUGUGUUUUUUCGAUCAAUGGAUGGUGGCAUGUCAUGGACAAGAUUCAAUACAUCUCACCUUAUAAAUCCUAACUGUGAGAUGUCACUGACUACGUUUGCAUCUGGAAAAGACGACGAGGAGACAAAACUUUUACUGUCACAUGCCAAUACAAAUACAUCACCAUCUCCUAAUGGACGUCAAAACAUGACGAUUCACAUGUCUAGUGAUGGAGGCUUGAACUGGGUUGCAAUUGCUGACAUCUACAAUGGACCAUCGGCAUAUUCAUCGACUCUCCAAAUUAGCAGUACAACUGCAGCAUGUCUCUAUGAGAGGUCUGAGGGAGCACCUCCUGUUGCAUUUGAUUCCAUCAACAUUGCAUUUGUGCCAGUAAAUUGAAGAGACCAAACACUGCACUGUAUUGCAAUGCAACUGACGUGUGUGUGUGUGUGUGUGUGUGUGUGUGUGUGUGUGUGUGUGUGUGUGUGAGAGAGAGAGAGAGAGAGAGUGUGAGUGUUGUAGAAUUUGGCAUUUGAUGCCUCAAAUUUUUAUUGUAUUUUGUCAUACUAUUGUUAUGCUCAGAAAGCCUGAGUUCGAGUUCAUUACUGCCACAGUAUAGUAGUAGUACUGUACCAACU
Molecule: messenger RNA, 1408 nt
Organism: Corticium candelabrum
Lineage: Eukaryota; Metazoa; Porifera; Homoscleromorpha; Homosclerophorida; Plakinidae
Product: sialidase-1-like
Exons: 1
Coding region: 51-1169 (372 amino acids)
Biological process (GO): ganglioside catabolic process; oligosaccharide catabolic process
Cellular component (GO): cytoplasm; intracellular membrane-bounded organelle; membrane
Molecular function (GO): exo-alpha-sialidase activity
Source: RefSeq, a predicted model, not a curated record